CCCCUAAUAAUACGGUUGCCUUGAGGAAAUUUCCAUCAUCGUAUAACCACCAGUAUCUCGCUACAUUUAGAAAUGUUUUCGGUGUAAGAAUUGAUAAUGCGAGCAUCUUUUGAUAAUUUUUGUCUCCGAGCUAUAUUCGUAGGUAUCUAGGUUUUUAUUUGACAUAUUUCACAAUUUCAGUCUGGUUCAUUCGGUCGUGUUGAGAAGUGUCGACUUAGUGCUAAAGAAAUGUCUAACUUAUACUGUAAAAUUAUUAUAUUAACAAUUUAUGCGAUAACGACAAACGGUUAUAAAAUUCCUCGCCAAACUGGUCCUAUUCCUAUACCACCUCAUAAUAAUGCCGCGUUCGAAUAUAAAGGUCCUGUAUUUGUUAUUCAAGAAACAAACGGUACAAACGACCUGCCAUUCAUCGGAUUCAUAGUCAAUGGUGGAAUCGAGGUUGUUCGGCCCAAUAUUAAAGGUCUCGUAAUUCAAAAUGCAACUUCUACCGCCAACACCAACGAGCCCACAUCCGAAUUCCAGGAAGACCCAGACUACUUCGCCGUGUACCUAACUCCAGAAAACGUAGCUUACGCUCAAUUUUCACGAACCAGUCAAAUUACCAUUCCAUUGACUGUAUUGCUAGCCGCUAUUUCGAAUAAUAUGCCGCGAAUAAUGGUGUUAAGAAAACAAAAUCAUUUCGAGUAUUUUAGUACUCUGUCAACGAACCCGAGACCGAUAGUAACAGUUCCAGUACAAAUACCACCGCAGCGAAGACGACACCAGAGAGAUAUUGGUUCGGAACAUGGUCGUCUAGUUUUGGGUGAUAAGAAUUACAACAUGUUGUAUACGGCGGGAGAGAAGGUAAACGUGCAUGCUUUUUGCACGUCGAUCGUUCAAGAAUUGGUGUUUAUAAAUGAAAUGUUACAACGAGCCAACAAUAACGACCCAGAGUUGGAUAUGUUCGAUUUGAAAGUUGACAAAAAUGCGACUAAAGUGGAUAAAGGUAUCGUCGUAGAAGAAUAUGCCAUCGGAACUGAAUACAAGGUUAAUAAGAAAACCGCUUAAAAAUGUACCUAUGUACUUAUUAAAGUUGGAAAUAAAAUCAAAAAUAGUUACGUAAUUUUUCUAAUUCGA
Planococcus citri (citrus mealybug) is the source of this 1116-nucleotide messenger RNA. RefSeq lists its product as uncharacterized. Bases 229 to 1047 code for a protein of 272 amino acids. The transcript is spliced from 3 exons. NCBI's taxonomy places the organism in Eukaryota, Metazoa, Arthropoda, Insecta, Hemiptera, Pseudococcidae. The record is from RefSeq and is a predicted model, not a curated record.